GAAAAACAUCUUUCCUGCUAGAGUAACACUGCGUUCCGGCAGCGUACUCUUCGUUUCUGCUCUGUGUUCUCUGCCUUGCCGCCUGUUCUCUGUCGCUCUCGGCAUUCUCUUACUCUCGGUCUUCUCUUCGGCUCCGUCUCCGUCUUGUUCCUGCCGUGCUCUCCUCUUUCUGCCUCUUGACUUCUCUUGAAAAUAAAACUCUCCGUCCUUCCCAGACGCAGUCCCCGCAGGACACCACUGCGCCAGCCUCAAAGGCCGUGACUGCCGUCGAAAUCUGUCGACUUCUUCAGCUCUCCUCGACAACGAAACUCGAAGAAACUCAAUUUCUUCUUCUCUUCUGUGUCACACUCCCUCCAUCUCCUCCAGUCAGCCUGGGUAGAUUUGUGGGACUAUAGCAGGUCGCGAAAGCCCCGCAAUUGGCCAGUGAAAACCCCGAGAGUUGACGGCGUUCUCGUGUACACGGAUGUGUGACAGGAUAUUCUCCGACCUCUCGGAUUCCUGGUUUAGAUCUUGAAGAUCACUGUUUAACGUUUGGCUCCAAAGACACUGUUUCAAGCUCGAUGCCCGACUCCCUCGAUGCGAGUCGCGUGUAGACGUUCUCUUCGGUCUGUUCGCUAGGUGCGCUUUCUCUCGUUUUUUUCAAGAUGGCGAUGCUCUUCUCCAGCUCAGCAGCAGGCAGCCUGCCCUCGCGCAGAAGCCGAUCCGUCGCUGCGAAGUUGGCGCCCUUCGCUUCUCCAAUUUUCUCGUCUCCACUCUUGAAGCAAGGCGCAGAUACUGCCUUUGGUCUGCGCAGCCCCACACCUGGGCUGUCCGUACACCCGAGAUUUGCUUCCAGAGGACCCUUGACACGGAGCGAGGAAGCCGGAAAGGCACCCUUCGGUUUCUCUACCGCGAGAGGCGAGCAGACGGCCACGGAGACAAAUGCGCCGAGAUUCGGGACGAGCCUUUGCUCUUCUUUUCCGUUGUCGGCGACUCAGAAAAGCCACGGUUCGCGAGAGAAGGGCCUCACAAACGAACGGGCCUUCUCGACCUUCUCUUUUCAAGGCUUUAUGAAAAAUGUCAAGUCGAGAAACGCAAAGCCAUACACUGGACCCCCGCAGAAAGUCGUUGUCCUCGGAACCGGCUGGGCAUCUGUCAAUUUCUUCCGACACCUCGACCCAAACAUCUACGAUGUCACUGUGAUUUCGCCGCGCAACUACUUCACUUUUACGCCUCUUCUCCCCUCCGUCUGUGCCGGCACCCUCUCGCCGCUCUCCUGCAUUGAGCCUGUGCGCUCGUUGACCUACCGCAACGGCCGGAAGGUCGCUGACUUCUACGAGGCUCACUGCACAGAUGUGGACUUCAAGAAUCGCAUCGUCGCCUGCGACAGCCGCCAGGGUGGACAUUUCAAGGUGAAGUACGACUACCUGGUCAUUGCGGUUGGGUCGGAGUCGAACACCUUCGGUAUCAAGGACGUAGCUGCAAACGCGUUUUUUCUGAAGGAGGUGGAGCAUGCAAUGGCCAUCCGGAAGAAAGUGAUGAACAACUUCGAACUCGCAGCCCUGCCGCAAACAUCUGAGAAAGAACGCGACCGCCUUUUGCACUUUGUUGUCGUUGGCGGAGGCCCGACGGGUGUCGAAAGCGCAGCAGAGUUCGCCGAUUUCAUCAAAGAGGACAUGAGCAAGUACUUCCCGCAGCUGAUUCCUCACGUGAGCAUUUCCUUGAUCGAAGGCGGGAGCCGUUUGCUGGGGACGUACCCGCCAGACAUUUCCGCUUUUGCGGAGAAAACUCUGACGGAGGAGUUGCACGUCAAACUGUUGCUUCGAAGCACCGUCGUCGGCGUGGACGCGACCUCUGUACGUUAUGUUUCCAACGAACCUGGCGCCUCAAAAGAGCCCAAGGAGUUGCUGCACGGAUUUGUGUUAUGGGCAAGCGGCGUGGGUGAGGUGCCCCUCGUGAAGAAGAUUAUCGCAGAGAAUUUCCCAAAUGUCGAAGGAAAACCUCGUCUUCGAGGCCUUCCCGUCGACGCUCAGCUUCGCUUGCUGAACCAGCCAAAUGUGUACGCUUUAGGUGACUGCGCUGCCAUUGCACCCCCACGGCUGGCGGACGCUGCGCAAGAGCUGUUCUCGAAAGCGGGCGCUGCCGAACCGACCCCCCAGUGGCUUGGCCGACACGCACCGACCCUAGCUCAACAGUUCCCUCAGCUGAGUCCUCUCAAGUUCAACUUCGCGAAACUUCAGUCCAACGAGCAUUUGCCUGCAGACCAGUUCAAGUCUUUCCUAGCCGAGAUCGACGCGGCUUACCGACCCCCUGCGCCGACAGCUCAGAACGCCCGUCAAGAAGGCAUUUACCUCGCGAAAGUGUUCAACGAAUGUCCCCACCCAGAAGAAAAAGCCGACGCGCCUGCUUUCCAGGAAACGUGGAACGGCUCUCUCGCUUAUGUUGGGAGUGGCCAGGCGGUGGCACAUUUGCCGUACUUCAAUAUCAAGGGCGGUUUCCUCUCGCUCCCCUUCUGGAAGGCCGUAUAUACGCAGAUGCAAAUCACGUGGCGCAGUCGAACGAUAUGCCUCUUUGACUGGCUAAAGACGUUCUUUGCAGGCCGAGAUGUUGGCCGGGAUCACGAAUAUUACAACCACUGAGGAAAGCAUGCAUCCAGAGUUUCCCACGUAGACAGCUACUUCGUAGUCGCAAACCAGUGAUGCCAGAGUCCAAAGGUCCUACUGGAAGCAGAACAAAGCUGCCUCUGCCCCCCCCCUAACUGUUGCGGGGCGCGCCGUAGGCGCCCGAGUGUGUGUAUGGAUGCCCCAUUCGGACUAAGCCGUGAAACGUCUGCUGUUGAUGUCGCUCACCAGCAACUGCAUGUAUGAGAAUGACAACACUCCACGCAGCAGCAUGCACGGAACGAAGAAGAAGCAUGUGUUAUGUGUGUAUGCAACAUUCGUGAAAAGGUGUCAUUCUUCUUGGAGAAACUCAAUUGUUCCAUCUGCCUCAAACGGUCAAAUCUCCAGGGAAACUUUAGGGACCCUAGCGGGUAGGUGGGUACAGGAAACAGAGUGGCUCGAAGCGUUAGGCCAUGUAGACGAGAAUGAAAGACAGGACAAGCGUGCAUUUCAGUAUCUGCCACGAAAGAUGUGUCUGGCAGGCGCUGAAGCCUCCGAAAGAAAAAGAACGAACAGGAGGCACUGGCUGCUUUUCAGCCCGUUUUGACGAGAUUUCUCGACUGCUGACUACUUCUUCUGUCUGUUCGUCAAUUUGAUCUUCGUCGUUGCCGCUUUCCUUGAGAAUCUUUGAUUUACCUUUGAUGAUUCGUACACAUUCCGCGGUGAUUGGUACAUCCCUCAAUCAACGCUGACUUUCCUUAGCAAGUCUAUUCGAUGGCUGGGCCGUGCUUGCGCAGUUCCUUUUUGCUGCAGUGUGGAGUAGUGUGAUGUUCCGUGCUUGCGCAGUUCCUUUUUGCUGCAUUGUGGAGUAGUGUGAUGUUCCGUGCUUGCUACGUUUUCAUAAUCUCUUCGUGGUCGCUUCUUCCGCCGAAUGACUCUCUUUGGGUCCCCUGGUGUCUUUUAUUGUGGCACUGCUGCUUCCACUAUACCGCAAACCACAACCGUGGGCUGCCGACCGAGCACGGAAGGACCUUUGGCGCAACUUCCCCUGAGAAGACAUUUUGUUAUCGUCUUCCCUCAAUAUGACUUUUGACAUGCAGUUGUUGGGCAUAGUGGCCGGUAGAACAAAGUCUGAAAUCAGCCGAGCUGUUCACAAUGGGGAGAGGAAGAGGAAACAAGAGUGCAGCCUUGUUCUUCCGCUUUCUGUAGUGUUCUGCAUCGAUGGCCAGAUUCCUCCAGUAUUUCCGACUCGCGAAAACGCUACCUUUGCUAAUAAACACUUGUGCAUGCAUU
Messenger RNA from Toxoplasma gondii ME49, 3872 nucleotides. RefSeq names its product NADH dehydrogenase (NDH2-II). The transcript is spliced from 11 exons. Lineage: Eukaryota; Apicomplexa; Conoidasida; Eucoccidiorida; Sarcocystidae. The record is from RefSeq and is a predicted model, not a curated record. Gene Ontology annotation, molecular function: NADH dehydrogenase activity. Bases 645 to 2618 code for a protein of 657 amino acids.